AUGAGGAAGAAGGUGGACGAGCGCAUCCGGACGCUGAUCGAGAACGGCGUGCGGGAGCGGCAGCGGUCCAUGUUCGUCAUCGUCGGCGACAAGUCGCGCGACCAGAUCGUCAACCUCAACUACAUGCUCGCCAAGUCCCGCGUCAAGUCCCGCCCCUCCGUCCUCUGGUGCUACCGCGACAAGCUCGAGAUCAGCAGCCACAAGAAGAAGCGGGCCAAGCAGAUCAAGAAGCUCAUGCAGAGGGGGCUCAUGGACCCCGAGAAGGCCGACCCCUUCUCGCUCUUCUUGGAGACGUCUGACAUCACCUACUGCCUCUACAAGGACUCCGAGAGGGUUCUUGGCAACACAUUCGGCAUGUGCAUCCUGCAGGAUUUUGAGGCGCUCACGCCCAACCUACUCGCGAGGACCAUCGAGACGGUUGAGGGUGGUGGUUUGAUCAUCCUGCUGCUCCGCUCCCUUUCCUCUCUCACCAGUCUUUAUACAAUGGUCAUGGAUGUCCAUGAAAGAUUCCGGACAGAGUCGCAUACCCAGGCUGCUGCUAGGUUCAACGAGAGGUUCUUGCUAUCCAUAGCGUCUUGCAAAUCAUGUGUCGUCAUGGAUGACGAACUCAACAUUUUGCCUAUAUCCUCUCACAUGAAAUUUAUACAACCAGUUACGAACAAUGAGGAUUCUGAGGGACUGUCAGAAAGGGAGAGAGAGUUGAAAGAUCUAAAAGAUCAAUUCCGUGAAGACUUUCCAGUUGGUCCUUUAAUUGGAAAGUGCUUCACGAUGGAUCAGGGUAAAGCUGUGAUCAAUUUCCUUGACUCUAUUUUGGACAAGUCCCUGAGGAGCACAGUUGCCUUGCUUGCUGCUCGCGGACGCGGGAAAUCAGCUGCCCUUGGUCUUGCUAUUGCUGGAGCCAUUGCUGCUGGGUAUUCAAACAUAUUUGUCACAGCCCCAAGUCCAGAGAACCUAAAAACACUGUUUGAUUUUGUGUGCAAGGGAAUGAAUGCACUGGAGUACAAGGAGCAUUUGCAUUAUGAUGUGGUGAAGAGUGCAGAUCCAGAACUCAAGAAGGCAACUAUUCAAAUAAAUGUCUACAAGCAGCAUCGUCAGACGAUCCAGUAUCUGAAACCACAUGAUCAUGGGAAGCUUUCUCAAGUUGAGCUCCUUGUCAUUGAUGAAGCUGCUGCUAUUCCAUUGCCAAUUGUUAAGUCCUUGCUUGGUCCAUACCUUGUUUUCCUAUCAUCCACUGUCAAUGGGUACGAAGGAACUGGGCGAUCCUUGUCUUUGAAGCUCCUACAGCAGUUGGAAUCCCAAAGCCAGCCAUCUGCUCCAAAUAAUGGACCCAAUUCAAGUAGGCUUUUUAAGAAAAUUGAAUUAAAUGAGUCCAUUAGGUAUGCAUCUGGUGAUCCUAUUGAGAGCUGGCUUAAUGAUUUACUUUGUUUGGAUCUUGCGAACUCCAUCCCCAAUAUCAGUAGGCUACCUCAUCCAAAAGAAUGUGAUCUUUAUUAUGUCAACCGAGACACACUUUUCUCAUAUCAUAAGGAGAGUGAGAUAUUUUUACAGCGGAUGAUGGCACUUUAUGUUGCUUCCCAUUACAAAAAUUCACCCAAUGACUUGCAACUAAUGGCUGAUGCGCCGGCUCAUCACCUAUUUGUAUUGCUUGGCCCAGUCGAUGAGUCUAAAAAUCAGCUCCCGGAUAUUCUAUGUGUAGUCCAGGUCUGUUUGGAAGGUCAAAUAUCUCGAAAAUCAGCUAUGAAAAGCCUAAGUGAGGGUCGGUCACCUUCUGGUGAUCAAAUACCAUGGAAAUUUUGUGAACAGUUUCAAGACAACGUGUUUCCAAGUCUCUCAGGAGCUCGGAUUGUACGAAUUGCUGUCCAUCCAAGUGCUGUGAGGCUUGGAUAUGGUUCAGCUGCUGUGGACCUUUUGACAAGGUACUAUGAAGGGCAAAUGACUCUAUUUGCUGAGGAUGAGGAGGAAAAUGAAGAGCCUGAAGUCAGGAUCACUGAGGCUGCAGAGAAGGCUUCUCUACUAGAAGAGACCGUAAAGCCUAGGGCAAAUCUCCCACCACUCCUUGUCCAUCUUCGCGAACGUCGUCCUGAAAAGCUCCAUUAUCUUGGUGUAUCUUUUGGACUUACACAAGAGCUUUUCCGUUUUUGGCGGAAGCACAACUUCUAUCCAUUCUAUGUGGGCCAAAUUCCUAGUGCUGUGACUGGUGAGCAUACUUGUAUGGUCUUGAGGCCCUUAAAUAGCGAUGACAUUGAAGUUAAUGAGUCAAGCAAAUGUGGAUUUUUGGAUCCAUUUUAUCAAGAUUUCAGACAAAGAUUCAGGCGUCUCUUAGGAACAUCUUUCCGGCAUCUCAAUUUUAAGCUUGCAAUGAGUGUAUUGGCUUCCAAGAUUGAUUUUUCAGAUCACGAACCCUCAGACUAUUAUACCAAUAUUACCUCAAAGAUAUUGGGAGAUAUGCUAUCACCACAUGAUAUGAAGCGGCUGGAAGCAUAUUCUAACAAUUUGGUCGAUUAUCAUCUGAUUCUGGACCUUGUCCCUAUUCUUGCACACCAGUAUUUUUCAGAGAAGCUUCCUGUUACACUACAUGGUGCCCAAGCAGCUGUUUUGUUCUGUAUGGGACUACAAGACAAAGACAUAGGUGCUACAAAGGAAGAACUGGGGAUAGAGAGGGAACAGGUUCUAUCAAACUUCAUCAAGACAAUGAAGAAGUUAUACGGUUACCUUCAUAAUAUUGCAGGAAAAGAAAUUGAAGCAACAUUACCACGACUAAAGGAAAUUGAUACAGCUCCUCUUAAAUCAUUGGAUGAGGACCUUGAUGAAGCAGCCAGGGAAGUAAAGGAACAAAGAAGAGCAAUAGAUGAGGAUGAUGUGGACCCAAAGUUUCUGCAAAAGUAUGCAAUUGAUGCCGAUGACGAUGAGAUUGAGAAGGCGCUGAACGGAGGAAAGAUUUCCGCAAGCGGUGUUAUCAGUGUGAAAUCCAACAAGACAAAGGCUGACAAGCAAGAGAAGCGCAAAGAAAUGAAGAAAUCAAAAAGGAAAGGAAAUGAUGGAGAGAAAUCUGAGUCUAAGAAGAAGAGGUCUUGAAUCAUCAAUUUAAAUUAGCACUUCCAGAAAGUUGACCUCGGUAGCUUGUGAAACUCACGAGAAACAAGUUGACCUCGGUGGCUCGUAAAACUUACCAGAAAAACUCCCUGUGCAUGCUGAGGAAGCCCUGCUAACACAAAGCCUCGAAAACGUGUUCAUCUCACAAGGGGGGCUCAAAGGAGCAGACAAGUUCUCCAGAAAACAUCUGGCACCAGCAGCCAUCAAUUUUGAUGUUUCAAUUUCUUAGAAUAUUACUAUAGUUUUGCUGUAUCCUCACUGUAGCACAGUUAAUUUUGUUAUGGAAGAAAAUUGCAGCUUACUUGUUUGCUAA
This is a messenger RNA of Oryza sativa Japonica Group (Japanese rice), 3406 nucleotides long. RefSeq names its product RNA cytidine acetyltransferase 1. Gene Ontology annotation, cellular component: 90S preribosome; nucleolus. The record is from RefSeq and is a predicted model, not a curated record. Lineage: Eukaryota; Viridiplantae; Streptophyta; Magnoliopsida; Poales; Poaceae. Gene Ontology annotation, biological process: rRNA acetylation involved in maturation of SSU-rRNA. Gene Ontology annotation, molecular function: tRNA binding; ATP binding; 18S rRNA cytidine N-acetyltransferase activity.